AUGAUUAAUCUGUCCUUGCAGCGCUUGAAUGCCAUCUGUUCAUUGCGGAUAGCAAAUUAUUCAUUUUCGGGCCAGUAUUGGUGUGCUGCAUGUUCAUUCGUGUCGCAAGGCGCCCCAGAAUGCUCACCAUCAUUGGAAGCACCGGGUGCUACUUACUUGAAUGUACAAGUACAAGGACCGCCAACCCAGUCCGAGGCGCUUCCUACUGUCCAGAAGCUUCAUAGCUCGGACAGCGCCUUGGUAACGGUACACUACUGUGCCGAACCGUUACCCAAGCUACCACGUGACGUGGUAUUUUCGGUGGACCAGAAUGAAUUGCAAAUAGGUCAAGCAUGGCAAAAUUUUCGAUUCGAAGGAACGACACAAAAUAAUACAGUGCCAAAUUGUCAUCUUGCAAAACUGCUUAUUUCACCAGUUUCGGAUUCAGAUACCAGUCGACAAGUGGUACUAAAAGUUCAAAACACCUACGGCAGCAAACAGUUUGUUUCCGUUUCAACUGAAUGA
Messenger RNA from Gongylonema pulchrum, 504 nucleotides. The record is from the annotation of a GenBank genome assembly. Lineage: Eukaryota; Metazoa; Nematoda; Chromadorea; Rhabditida; Gongylonematidae.